Molecule: messenger RNA, 1143 nt
Organism: Fusarium tjaetaba
Lineage: Eukaryota; Fungi; Ascomycota; Sordariomycetes; Hypocreales; Nectriaceae
Product: neuraminidase (sialidase)
Exons: 1
Coding region: 1-1143 (380 amino acids)
Source: RefSeq, a predicted model, not a curated record
AUGGCACCAAAUCUUCAAACUAUCCCUGUUCCUUCAGCGACAGUUCAGUCGCACGCUUCGAAUUUGUUGCAACUUCCCGACAAGACUGUGCUGUGUACAUGGUUUGGUGGUUCACAAGAAGGACUGCCUGAUAUCAGUAUUUGGCUGUCUCGAUUAGAAACGGGAUCAUUGUCUUGGACUACACCGCAAAAGAUCUCGUUUGAUGAGAACAGGAGUUGUCAAAAUCCCGUCUUGUUCAGAGCACCUCACAAUGGAGAGAUCUGGUUGCUUCAUACUUCGCAAGAUACGGGUAAUCAGGACGGCGCUUAUAUCCUGAAGCGUACAUCCUCUGAUCAGGGUCGUACUUGGUCUGAGGCUAGUCGCUUACUCCCCGAUGUGACUGGCAUCUUCAUCAGACAGCCCAUCGUCAUCAACAGCGACGGAACAUGGAUCUUGCCAGUAUUCUACUGUCGCACCGAACCUGGUCAUAGGUGGAUUGGCAGCGACGACAUCUCUGGCGUUCUCUACUCAGAUGAUAAUGGUGCAUCAUGGAAAGAGAAGCAAGCACCAGAUAGCGUUGGAUCUGUCCACAUGAACAUCAUCCCCCCAGCAUCCGGUUCUACAACCUGGGUCGCAUUCUACCGCAGCCGCUGGGCAGACAACGUCUACCGCUCAACAUCCAACAACGGCAUCGACUGGGAAACACCAAAAGCAACAACCCUCCCAAACCCCAACAGCGGCAUCUGCGCCGCCCGCUUAUCAUCAGGCCACAUCGCCAUCGUCUUCAACAGAUCAAACGCCUCAGCCGAUACCCUCAAACGACAAGGCUUAUAUGAUGACAUCACGCCUGAGGAUGAUAAGCGACCUAAUCAGGUCACAAAAACAGGAAAGGAUGCCAUUUGGGGAACGCCCAGAAAGACGUUGACGCUUGGAGUUUCGGAGGAUGAGGGGCUGGCGUGGAGAGAGCGUGUGCUUGAGGAUGGAGAUGGGUUUUGUGGGACGAAUAGUUCUUCGGGGCAGGAGAAUAGGGAGUUGAGUUAUCCGAGUAUUUAUAUUGAGAAGGAUGGGGAUAGGGAUGUUGCGCAUGUGGCGUAUACUUGGCAUCGGCAGCAUAUUAAGUAUGUGAGGAUUGAUGAUGUUGAGGCAUGGGUUAGCUCUAAAUGA